AUGGCGUCCGUGCGGCCUUGCAAUCGGUUGGUGGGUUUGAAGUGCUUCCUCUGUCUGGAAGAUCUGAUGCCGCCGCUGCCGCCUCACACGUGUCCGUCGCACGCGUACAGCAGCCGAGCGCAUGUUCCGAAACUUCGGAGCUACGUGUCUGACCCAACCUCGAAGAGAUAUGGUAGAACGUGUUUUGCUGCAGUCUUUUUCUGUCUUGGCGCCCUAGGAGAUUGCCCGCUUCUGGCAUUUGGAGAUGCUGGGAUGGCUGGCGCAUUCUACCUUACAGGCUCCGUCGCCCUGGACCAGCAGGGCACCCAGUUUUUCAAUCCUUUGUUUCCAAGUCGCUCUUUUUGCACCGGCGCGAAAGCAUGCGUUGUCGAACUUCACCCAUUAACUUCACCCAUCAAUGCAGGGGGCAGAAGCUUCGCAGAGUAG
Molecule: messenger RNA, 426 nt
Organism: Symbiodinium sp. CCMP2592
Lineage: Eukaryota; Dinophyceae; Suessiales; Symbiodiniaceae
Source: the annotation of a GenBank genome assembly